AUGGAGCAGGCUUCAAACGUUGGUGACAAUCCAAAUUGUGACAAAUCAUCCGCCAAAUUAACGGUAAGCCCCCGACACUGUAAUUCUGUUCGCGAUGUGACUGCAGUCCUUAUUGCUGACAAACCGGCCAGGCUCUACCGCUGGUGUAAACAUUUUAAGCACCUCAACUUUAAUGAACGACGCAUCACACCCUCCCCCUCCAUCACAGCGGAGUUUCAAUCCUCUCCAGCCUACGCAGUGUCGUGUAACCUCCCUUCCGAAGACGAAGUGACCGAUGCAAUUCAGAGGCUGCGCAACAACAAGGCGUGCGGAGAGGACAAAACCUUGGCUCCUUGGCUUCAUGAGGUGAUUGUACAGGCAUUGCGAGAGGAGGCCGUUCCCGAUGACUGGGGCUCAGGCAUCCUUGUACCUGUUCACAGUAACGGAGAUAAAACAAGAUGUGCCAACUACCGCGGCAUAAGUCUUAUCGACGUUUCUGCAAAGAUCUUCGCUAUUUUUCUUCUCAGGCGCUUCCAGACUGUACGUGAGUCCAAGACAUGGCCCAACGAAGCCGGAUUCCGCGCUGGGCGUGGAAGUGCGGAUCACAUAUUCACACUGAGGCGCAUUCUAGAAUUCCGUGAUAGCUACUAA
Molecule: messenger RNA, 630 nt
Organism: Dibothriocephalus latus
Lineage: Eukaryota; Metazoa; Platyhelminthes; Cestoda; Diphyllobothriidea; Diphyllobothriidae
Source: the annotation of a GenBank genome assembly